Molecule: messenger RNA, 3504 nt
Organism: Exophiala viscosa
Lineage: Eukaryota; Fungi; Ascomycota; Eurotiomycetes; Chaetothyriales; Herpotrichiellaceae
Exons: 5
Coding region: 192-3329 (1045 amino acids)
Cellular component (GO): plasma membrane
Molecular function (GO): calcium-activated cation channel activity
Source: RefSeq, a predicted model, not a curated record
AAGUUACUCCUCAUACCUAGGCACUAGGCAUUAUCUACCCAAUUCCCCUUAUCCGCCAACUUUUCGCUUGUUUUCCUCUCAAUGAGACGUCAACUCAUCUCGAAUUUCUCACCUCCCCAUCCAAGCGAUGUAUCUCGGAGGAAAUCAAAGAAUCAUGCGCAUCAUGUGAUUACUGUGCUCUCCCGUCUUUCAUGGAACGAGCGAGUGAUCCCAGAGUCGGCUCUGCGCGGGACAAUAGCAGCUCGACGACCGUUACGUCUAUAGGUUCAAGCAGCAAUUCGUCGUCACUGUCGUCGCUUUACGCAACGUUAUUGCCCGUCCUGGUCUACACAGCGAUAUGUAUCAUCAUAUUCGUAAUCGGGCGUCGCAAAUCUCCCCGGGUCUAUGCGCCAAGGUCAAUCUUGACAAGUCUUGACCCUCAUGAACGAAGCCCCAAGCUACCGACAGGAUGGUUCAACUGGAUUCUUCCCUUCUGCCGAAUUCCCGACACCCAUGUACUCAACCAUUCUUCUCUUGAUGGGUACCUUUUCCUUCGCUUUUUGAAAAUUUUGGUGGUUAUCUGUUUCGUCGGCAUUUGUAUAACAUGGCCCAUCUUGUUGCCCAUCCAUGCCACUGGGGGAGGCGGCCUCACCCAACUGGAUCAACUUGCAUUUGGAAACGUGGUUCAUUUGGAUAGGUUCUGGGCCCAUGCAGUGGUACUCUGGAUCUACUUCGGUUUUGUGUUGUACAUGGUAUCGCGGGAAUGUAUAUACUAUGUUCAUCUUCGCCAGGCUUAUUUGCAUUCACCAUUCUACGCCAAACGCUUAUCCUCGAGAACAGUCAUGUUUACCAGCAUACCAAAGGAGUAUCGUGACGAGGCCAAGCUUAAAAAGAUCUUUGGGGACUCUGUGAGGAACGUGUGGCUCCCCAAGUCAUCCAAAGAGCUAGCGAACUUUGUUGAUGAAAGGCGACAAACAGCUUUGCGUCUGGAAAAAGCCGAGUUGGCGCUGAUAAAGAUGGCCAAUGCAGCGAGGACCAAGGCUAUGAAAACAGGCGACUUUGCCAUCAAGGAACGCCCACAUCCCAACGCAGCCAAGGGCUCUACAGAAUCUUCGGCAAGGGAGAUGGAUCAAAAGCUUGUUAUGGACUCGCCCUCAUCAGUCCGAAGACACUCGAAGGACAUUUAUGCUUCUGAAAAGACCGAUCUCGAGUCUGAUGCGGCCGUUCCUCUGCCUGAUGUGAACGGUUCUGUCGCUUCUCAAUGGAUCCCCCACAGCGCAAGACCUCAUCAUCGACCAAUUGCCAAUGGAGGUCGUCGCGUUGAUACCAUCAAAUUCACCCGAACGAGACUGAAAACGCUCAAUUUCAUGAUUAGGAAGCUACGACGUCAGCAACUGACGGCUAAGGUCAAUCCAAUGCCUGUUGCAUUCAUUGAAUUCACUUCUCAAGCAGAAGCGCAAAGUGCAGCCCAGACAUUGACACAUCACCGGCCGAUGCACAUGUCACCGAGUCACAUUGGUGUCCGCCCUUUCGAAAUUGUAUGGAAGAAUCUGUCAAUGACGUGGUGGGAGCAGAUUUUACGCCAAUUCUCCAUUGAUGCCGUUGUUGCAGUGCUGAUUCUGUUCUGGGCAAUCCCCUGUGCUGGUGUUGGGAUUAUAUCCAACGUCCAUUACCUUGCGGAAAACGUCUUCUUUCUUCAUUGGAUCGAUGAUCUUCCAUCGCCCAUCAUUGGCUUCAUUAGUGGUCUACUCCCUUCACUGGCCCUGUCUUGGAUUAUGAACAUUGUCCCGUUCAUCUUACGGAAAUUGGCACGCGCUGCUGGUGUUCCCACGCUGACCUUGAUUGAACUGUACAGUCAAAAGUGUUACUUUGCUUUCCAGAUCAUCCAAGUGUUCCUCAUCACCACGUUGACAUCUGCGGCCUCCGGCGCUGCUACACAGAUUGUUGAAGACCCAACCAAAGCCGAAAGUCUUCUCGCAAAAAAUCUCCCCACAGCCUCCAACUUCUACAUCUCUUACAUACUCGUCCAAUGCCUCGGUUUUGGGGCCUCACACCUGGUUCAUGCAUCUAGUUACUUUCGCCUGCAGGUUAUGCGAAAGUUCACUUCUAACCCUAGAAGGCUCUGGGAGCGAUGGCACGGGCUUCGACAAGUACAUUGGGGAAAGCUAUUCCCGGUCUACACAAAUUUGGGAGUGAUUGUCCUAAGCUACGCCUGCAUUGCCCCUCUUAUUUUGGGAUUUGCUGGCGCAGGCAUAUGCUUUGCCUAUGUCGUGUAUCGCUACAACCUGCUCUUUGUUUAUGACUCCGAAGUCAGCACCAUGGGUCUUUCGUAUCCUCGUGCCCUUAUGCACUUACUAGUUGGCGUAUACUUUGGAGAGGUAUGUCUGGUUGGUCUUUUGGUACUGAAGAAAGCAUUUGGUCCUCUCGUCAUGUCAUUGGGCCUCCUCGUUUUCACGGUCCUGCUGCAUGUGUCACUGUACAAUGCCGUUGGACCGUUGCUCAAUGCUUUGCCGAAAACGCUUUCGCUAGAAUCACAAGGGGAGAGAGACAAGGGUACAACACCAACAGGGGAAAGGAACGCCACGAAACCUCCCCAGCUCCCAACACCAGAAAUACUUGCUUUCGAUAACUUCGAUUUCGGUCAAAGCAAUGAUUUCAAUUUUGGGGAAACUGCAUCAUCUCAUCAUUCACAAAAACCCAUCAACACCACCGCUUCCGACGAAUUUGAUUUUGGCCAAAGCAACAACUUCGACUUCGGCCAUAACGACCCUCCGCGCGACCAUGGAGACUCCGCCAAAGAUGACGAGGAUCAAGAAGAGGAUGAAGAUGAGAUCCACCACGAACCAGGUUCCAACCGCGCCCUCGAAGGCGCUCCGAACGCUCUUUCGACUGUCGCCUCCUUUGUACAGGGCCACGCCCUGAAGAAAGCCUCCAGCUACCUCGACUUCAAAACUGUCUCUCACCAUUUCCGUUUCCUCAACAACUGGAUUUUUCCCUCCCGUCUCACGAAUCCUAAACCCAACUUCUUCAUCAAGUGGCUUCACCCCGAAGUCUAUCAAGAUUACAGCGUAUUACGAUCAUUGAUCCCUCACGAUCAAUACCCAGAUCCAAAGUACUCCUCGGAGCUGGAACGGAAUAUCUACUAUCCGCCAUGUAUGUAUGAGGAGCCGCCUCUGCUUUGGAUCCCGAGAGAUGUAGGGGGUAUAAGUAAGCAGGAAGUACAACAUACGAAGAAAGUCAAUCCAGUGACAGAUGAAGGCGUGGAUAUCGAUGAAAAGGGUGCGCUCAAAGUAGAUUUGGAAGGGUUGUGGUUGCUGGAGAAAGAGGCGGCGAACAAAUUGAGGUGGUGAGGUUGUAGUUGAUGCUUGACGACAGUUUCCGUGAGUGACAGGGGCCCCGUGCCCGAGCUCAUAGAGGCAGCGUCCAUCCUCGCAGAAUAAUAGGGAUAGAUAUCAGCCACGACAGGCUCGGGCCAAUAGAUUCUGCCAUUUAUAGCUUCUCACCAUAUACGGACUAGGCUUGGUG